UGUGGGAUCAUGAGUCGACGACAGCAGUCAGAAUAGAAUUUAGCGCCAUAGGAAAGGGGAUAUCAAUGCUUUGCAGUCGCUUCCUCUCCUUGCUCCCUUCUCUUCAUCCAUACUGACCUGUGACACAUGGAUAGGUAAAAGCAGAUAACCUAAGCCUAGGUUUCCCGACUUCUGCAUUGUUAAGUAGGCAGGGAGAGAAGGAAGCCAUGCGCACAGGGUGCUGGCAUAAUACGUACGGCGCAGCACGCGCCCAAUAAAAAUGUAUUGAGCAACAUGUUCUACUGGUUUUUAACAGAUAUAAUUUUGUGUUUUAUUUUCAGUAACAAAUAAUUAUUUAUGCGCGUCGACAGUGUAAAUAGAGCAAUGCACGCGUCUGCUGGGACGGGAGUUUUUAUCUUGUCCUUGACAUCAAUACCCAUUUCAUUUUUCUUCAACUCUCUGAUCUACACUAACAGCAUUGAGACAGUCUUUUUCGCUGGAUCUACAACUGUUCUUAUCUUGGCUAUAUCUGCAUGCUUUCUAUUCAAGAAGAAGGCACCCAAAGACCCUCUAUUCUAUGUGUUUGCAGUGUAUGCAUUCCUGAGUGUGGUAAACCUGAUCAUUGGUCUGGAGCAGGACAGUAUCAUUGAUGGUUUCAUCACCUUCUAUCUCAAAAAUGCAGACCCCUACAUUAACACGGCCCAUGGACACAUGAUCUCCUAUUGGGAUGGAUGUGUCCACUAUCUCAUGUACCUGCACAUGGUUGCAGCUAUAACCUGGGGGGCAAGCUACAGAGCCAUCGGCCUGUACUGGGUGGGGUCCAUUCUCAUGCGCGUCAUCGUCUACAUUCCUGGAAAUGUUGUGGGGAAGUAUGGUACCCAGCUGAGCCCCCUGUUCCUGGUCCACAUGCUCUACGUCGUGGUGUCGGUGUGGGCCUGCUUCCACGUCUUCAGCCAGUCCACCACCAGACAGGCUCAGACAAUGAGUAUCAAUGAGGCCCAGAGGACUACGCUAGUGGAGAGGCCCCUAGACUUUCUGUUUGUCAUCUACCUCGUCCCUGCUACAUUUUUCUGUGUCUUCAGAGGCCUGGUGGCCCUGGACUGCCCGACAGAGUGGUGUCAGGAGUACACACAGCUAUAUGAGCCUUACCUGAAGGACCCGUCGUCUUAUCCUAAAAUACAGAUGAUAGUGAACAUGCUUUACUCCGGUCCGUACUACAUCAUUGCGCUUUACGGGCUGCUCGUGCCUGGGUGUGAGUGGAUGCCUGACCUCACUCUGGUCCACUCUGGGGCAAUAGCACAGGCCCAGUUCUCCCACAUCGGUGCAUCUCUCCACACGCGGACGCCGUUCUCCUACAGAGUACCAGCUGACAGCCAGAUUGUCUUUCUAUUAGUCAAUGCCCUGUAUGCCAUCGUACCCCAAGCCCUCUGCUACCGCUGUGUCACUAGCCCUGCCUUCUUCCUCAGAGACCAACAAAAUGACAAGAGGACUGACUGAAGGAACUGACUGACCAACUGACUGGCUGGCUGGCUGGCUGACCGACUCAGGCCUUGACUACGCAGAAACCAGUCCAAAAGUAUCUCUCUGCCUAGCAUAACCGCAGAAACCAGUCCAAAAGUAUCUCUCUGCCUAGCAUAACCGUAGAAACCAGUCCAAAAGUAUCUCUCUGCCUAGCAUAACUGCAGAAACCAUUCCAAAAUUAUCUCUCUGCCUAGCAUAACCGCAGAAACCAGUCCAAAAGUAUCUCUCUGCCUAGCAUAACCGCAGAAACCAGUCCAAAUGUAUCUCUCUGCCUAGCAUAACCGCAGAAACCAGUCCAAAUGUAUAUCUCUACCUAGCAUAACCUCAGAAACCAGUCCAAAAGUAUCUCUCUGCCUAGCAUAACUGCAUAAACCAGUCCAAAAGUAUCUCUCUGCCUAGCAUAACCGCAGAAACCAGUCCAAAAGUAUCUCUCUGCCUAGCAUAACUGUAGAAACCAGUCCAAAAGUAUCUCUCUGCCUAGCAUAACCGCAGAAACCAGUCCAAAAGUAUCUCUCUGCCUAGCAUAACCGCAGAAACCAGUCCAAAAGUAUCUCUCUGCCUAGCAUAACCGCAGAAACCAGUCCAAAAGUAUCUCUCUGCCUAGCAUAACCGCAGAAACCAGUCCAAAAGUAUCUCUCUGCCUAGCAUAACUGCAGAAACCAGUCCAAAAGUAUCUCUCUGUCUAGCAUAACUGCAGAAACCAGUCCAAAAGUAUCUCUCUGCCUAGCAUAACUGCAGAAACCAGUCCAAAAGUAUCUCUCUGCCUAGCAUAACCGCAGAAACCAGUCCAAAAGUAUCUCUCUGUCUAGCAUAACCGCAGAAACCAGUCCAAAAGUAUCUCUCUGCCUAGCAUAACUGCAGAAACCAGUCCAAAAGUAUCUCCCUGCCUAGCAUAACCGCAGAAACCAGUCCAAAAGUAUCUCUUUGCCUAGCAUAACCGCAGAAACCAGUCCAAAAGUAUCUCUCUGCCUAGCAUAACCGCAGAAACCAGUCCAAAAGUAUCUCUCUGUCUAGCAUAACCGCAGGAACCAGUCCAAAAGUAUCUCUCUGUCUAGCAUAACCGCAGAAACCAGUCCAAAAGUAUCUCUCUGCCUAGCAUAACCGCAGAAACCAGUCCAAAAGUAUCUCUCUGUCUAGCAUAACCGCAGAAACCAGUCCAAAAGUAUCUCUCUGUCUAGCAUAACCGCAGGAACCAGUCCAAAAGUAUCUCUCUGUCUAGCAUAACCGCAGAAACCAGUCCAAAAGUAUCUCUCUGCCUAGCAUAACCGCAGAAACCAGUCCAAAAGUAUAUCUCUGCCUAGCAUAACCGCAGAAACCAGUCCAAAAGUAUCUCUCUGCCUAGCAUAACCGCAGAAACCAGUCCAAAAGUAUCUCUUUGCCUAGCAUAACCGCAGAAACCAGUCCAAAAGUAUCUCUCUGCCUAGCAUAACCGCAGAAACCAGUCCAAAAGUAUCUCUCUGUCUAGCAUAACCGCAGAAACCAGUCCAAAAGUAUCUCUCUGUCUAGCAUAACCGCAGAAACCAGUCCAAAAGUAUCUCUCUGCCUAGCAUAACCGCAGAAACCAGUCCAAAAGUAUCUCUCUGUCUAGCAUAACCGCAGAAACCAGUCCAAAAGUAUCUCUCUGUCUAGAUAACCGCAGAAACCAGCCCAAAAGUAUCUCUCUGCCUAGCAUAACCGCAGAAACCAGCCCAAAAGUAUCUCUCUGCCUAGCAUAACCGCAGAAACCAGUCCAAAAGUAUCUCUCUGUCUAGCAUAACCGCAGAAACCAGUCCAAAAGUAUCUCUCUGUCUAGAUAACCGCAGAAACCAGCCCAAAAGUAUCUCUCUGCCUAGCAUAACCGCAGAAACCAGUCCAAAAGUAUCUCUCUGUCUAGCAUAACCGCAGAAACCAGCCCAAAAGUAUCUCUCUGCCUAGCAUAACCUGGUGGCCAGUCUGUUUCAUAUUCUGCACUGGCCAACUCUAAGUGUAGUAUAUUCAAUACUCACAACUGUAGUCUUUAGUGUACACUACUGUAGUCUCAGUAGUGACUUAAAAACAGCAUCCAAGCAUAUCUUGCUCAGUGGUACAUUCCUUUACAUAGAAAGAAAACUGGAUACCUUUACUUCAUUUCUGUUUGUCAGUGACUAGUCUUAGCCUAUUAUGGAACUGAUUUAGGAUCAGUUUAGCCUUUUAGAUUGCAAUGAAUAACAAUAAAUGGACAGGGGGACCUGACCCUAGAUCAGCAGCAUUCCUACUCUGGGAUAUGUUAUGAAUACAGCACUGUUCUAAAUGUGUUUUCAGCUAAAUUACUUGUAUUCUUGUUUACUUUUAAAUAAAACAAAAGGUUUGUUGUCAUAAAAUGCUAUAUGGUGAAUCAAAAUAGAUUGUGUUAUGUUUAAAGGUGUUUGGAGAGGAUUUAAGGACUAGUUUUAUGGACGCAAUAUUUUGAUAUUUGUGUCUAAUUUAAGUGUUAAAAACCUGAAAUAAGUCUUGAUUUGUAAAAUCUGAUUUGUGUUUUCUGGCUCUGUUGGUGCUCUUGCAUGUGAGAUGUCCGUGUUAUCCAAAUAAUAAGUGCAAACACUGAGUGCAUUCCAAUGAGUUUAUUCUGUAAAAGUCUUGUCCAUAAACAGCAACAGUUUACUUUAAACUACAAACCUUUAAAAUGUAAAACAUGUUCUAAUUCCGAGCAUUAACAAAGAUUGAAAGGUUUAAAUAAAAAAAUUCAAAUGUAUGAGUUUACAUUUCACACAGUAUUAUAAUCAACUAUCAUCAAAAAAAUAAAUAGAAUAUAUUUUUCAUAAAGACAUAGGAAGGAGAGCAGGCUACUGGCAUACCAUUGAUGGGAGUGUGUAACAGUAAGUUUGGAAGCUGAACCAAGGCAGAAAACACAAUUUUCCAGCAUGCCAGGCGCCAACUUUACACCAAACACUAAAGCUGCAUUCAUGACAAGUCGGAAACUCUGAAAAUAUGACUUAAAAACUAGUUGUGUGCAUUCACAUGCCUUGAACUCAUUGAGAACGCUGAUUUUCGUAAUUCCUUAGUAGGUGAUGUCACUUGUAAAUAGUUGGAGGGCAGUUCAAAUGUAAUUUUUUUAUUUUUUAAUUUUUUUUAACUAGGAAGCUUGUAUUUCUGAGUUUCCAACAUGUCAUAAAUGCCUCAGGAUGAAAACCAAUAUAUCGUCUGAUAAAGGUGCUUGCAAACA
Molecule: messenger RNA, 4681 nt
Organism: Oncorhynchus kisutch (coho salmon)
Lineage: Eukaryota; Metazoa; Chordata; Actinopteri; Salmoniformes; Salmonidae
Product: transmembrane 6 superfamily member 1
Exons: 10
Coding region: 337-1476 (379 amino acids)
Cellular component (GO): lysosomal membrane
Source: RefSeq, a predicted model, not a curated record